Molecule: messenger RNA, 3505 nt
Organism: Limulus polyphemus (Atlantic horseshoe crab)
Lineage: Eukaryota; Metazoa; Arthropoda; Merostomata; Xiphosura; Limulidae
Product: innexin inx2-like
Exons: 1
Coding region: 106-1188 (360 amino acids)
Biological process (GO): phototransduction
Cellular component (GO): gap junction; plasma membrane
Molecular function (GO): gap junction channel activity
Source: RefSeq, a predicted model, not a curated record
GCUCUUAGUUUAGCUCCAACUUGGAUAAGUACGUUUUUAGCUAGCCUGUAAAUUUGCUUUGAAAAAAUACACUAGAAAGUUUGGAAUCUUCUCUGCUUUGCCAACAUGGAUAUUUUAGGAAACCUUAAAGGAUUCUUCAAAACUGAAUACACUAUAAUCGACAACAAUGUUUUUCGAUUACACUACAAGGGCACAAUGGUGCUUUUAAUUGCCUGCAGUCUUCUUGUGACUGGAAGACAAUACAUAGGUGAUCCAAUCGAUUGCAUUUCUAAAGACGACAUACCUCCGAACUUACUGGACACGUUUUGUUGGAUACAUACGACGUUUAGUGUGGAAGAUGCAUGGUUCAAAAAAGUCGGAGUGGAAGUUCCUUAUCCAGGUGUGGACAGUUAUUCCCCAGGAGAAAAAAGAAUUUAUCAUGCCUACUACCAGUGGGUGUGUUUUGUUCUAUUUCUACAAGCCGCUUUGUUUUACAUUCCUCGCUACUUCUGGAAGGCUAUGGAAGGUGGCAGAUUGAAAAACCUGAUUUUAGGCUUAAACUCUUGUGUUUUAUCACAGGGUGCUAAGGAUGAGAGUCGCUCGUUACUGGUGGAUUAUUUAAUGGCAAAUUUGAACAACCAUAACUUCUAUUUCAUCAGCUACGUCCUAGCCGAGGCCAUGAACUUUGCCAACGUGGUUGGUCAGAUGUUCUUAAUGGACACUUUUCUUCAAGGAGAGUUUUCUACUUAUGGUUCCAAAGUUAUUCAGUUCACCGAGUGGGACUGGUCAGUUCGAUACGAUCCAAUGAUCAAAGUGUUUCCUCGACUGACCAAGUGUACCUUCCACAAAUAUGGUUCCUCCGGUGAUGUCCAGCGUCACGACGCCAUGUGCAUCCUUCCCAUCAAUAUAAUAAAUGAGAAAAUAUAUGUUUUCCUCUGGUUCUGGUUCGUUAUACUAGCUGUCAUGUCUGGCUUAGUUUUGAUUUACCGAGCAGCCAUCAUAUUCGUACCGAAACUUAGGAUCACCAUUUUGAAGUCUCGCUGUCGCCUAGCCAACCAAGAUUAUCUUGAAUCUGUUAUUGAGAAGUGUAGGCUAGGAGACUGGCUAAUUCUUGAUUUUCUGUGCAAGAACAUCGACCCUCUAAACUUCCGAGAUGUUAUUGCGGAUUUCGCAAGGAAACUAGAAGGAAAAGAUUUCGACAAAGCUUGAAUCCUUACUAACUGGUAGAUUUAUUGUUUUCCUGCGCUAACUUCUAAACAUAAUUUUAGCUACAUGUACGCCACUGCCUUCAAGCUCGUGCAAUGUAGCAACUCUUCCAUGACGUUUAAUGAGAUUUAAUAUUUCAACCCUUUCAUUUUCUUUUUUGUCUAUUUUAUGUAUUUAAUUUGUUUAAGAAAUAUUGGAGCUACAAUCCGUUAUCAAACAAAGCUAAAAUAGAACUACAGACGCUACAGAACCAAAUUGCCCACCAGUGGCACAGCGGUAUAUUUGCGGACUUACAACGCUAGAAUCCGGAUUUCGAUACCCGUGACGGGCAGAGCACAGAUAGCGCAUUGUUUAGCUUUGUGCUUAAUUACAAACAAGCAAACAGAACCAAUUUUUAGCCAAGUUCUUGUUAGUAUAUUAUUAACCUAUCAGUAUAUUAUGGUCGGAAAUGUUAACAGUAAGGAUAACUAAUUAAUGAAAAUUAGCUACAUUCAUUACCAAGUUCAGUUUUAGUUUCACUCUGACUAGGUAGUUUGUUCUGAUCGGAAUUUAUAUUAAUAAUGUUUGGGUGUUUUUUAACUCAACUGCUUUUUAACUUUUAACGGGCAGCGGCAACUGUAUCAUCAUGUUCAUUAAUUGUUUUUUGUUUUUUUUUACUUUAACUGGCAGCGGUAACAGUAUCAUCGGGUUCAUUAGCUUUGUUUGACAAACGACUUGUAGCUUAUUUCAUAUUAAAUUACUUUUGGUGUAUUUUUUGUAAGGUUUUGUUUUUGAUACGAUUCAAAAUACUGUCAGUGAAAAGAUAAAAGAUUAGCUGCUAUGGCUUAAGAUAGGAGCGAUAAGUUCUUGUGUUGGAUUUUCAUAUUUUUGAUUUGUUUAUCGCGACAUGACUCGCCCUACUUUUUUACAGUUUAGUCGAGGAUGCAGCUAACAGAUACAGAGUAGUGUGAUUUUUCAAACAAACUUUCUUGGUAAGCAACUGAUUAUAUUGACUUUUAGUAAAACCCAAUUCGAGCUAUGAACAUUCGCAAUGAGCUUGCUUUCUGUUUCACUAUUUAAAAAUUGUUUAAUAUAUCAACGUUUAUUCUAUAUCAAGUUUGAAAUGUCUAUUUCUUGAAAGGAACAGUAUUUUCCCAACGAUAUAUCGAAAGUUCUAUUUCAGUAAACAUUUUUGUGAAGAAAUGUGUUGAAUAUAUGAAGCAAAUAUCACAUCGUCUUAUUGUAUGUUCGUUUUUCAGCCUCUGUAUCUUUGUUACUACGUAGAUUAAGUUGCCUUUUGUGGUUUUAGUAUGUAAGACCAAGAUAAUACUCUUAUUUUAUUCCUUAGCAGCUGAAUUUUUGUGACUACAGAUCGAGAGCAUUUACAAUACUAUAAUUUACCAGUAUUUAAUCGGAGUUGGGACCAAAUAAUUCUACGGUAUUUUUGUGUGAAAGUGCUACGCAAGACGUUUCGAAUACUUUCAAAUAUUCCAUUUCAGUAUUUUAUAGCAGCGGUGUAGGAUUUUUGAAUUAUAAACCAGUUGCCAUGAUCACAGCUAAAUAAUUUGUGAAAUUCUUUUAUCAUAAAUCAAUUAAGAUGAAAUGCAAAUAAUGUGCCUCGUGAGAUGUCAUUAGAUUUAUAUAUAUUAGAUAAUGUAGAUCAAAUUUAAUGUUUUAUGAUAGUCUCUUUUUAUAUGAGUAUAGUGUGGGACCAGAUUACGAUAUCUUUCACAGCAAUGAGUGAAAUGUACAUGUCAAUUAUAUUUUCCAUACCGAAACCCUUUUUAUGUCGAAUACAUGAAUUGUUAUCAUUUAAAAAAUAUUUUGUGAAAAUAAUUUUUAAUAAUUUGUUUGUUAUUUUUCGUGUGCUAAUUAAUCGCUGUCUUACCGAUCUCCUUAUAAUUAGUAAGUUCGAAUUUAUCAAAUAGCUUCUAUAUAUGAAGACAGUUUUCAGCAAAACUAAUUUAACCACCUGUUUGUCAAAAUCGGACUUUUUGGCUUAUCGCUCACGUCUGUGGUAUGUAUAAAAAUAAACUUUGACUAAUGAACGUAACUAAACCAAAAUGAAGUAUCUUGUUUAAACUAUACCAGAAGUGAAGCUACUAUCACUUAUUUUUUUAUUUAAAGUGUUUAGUUAAUUGAUUCUGAUUUAGUAGAAGGUGCAAUUGUGUCAAUCCACUUAAGCAUUGUCUCUGACAUCAAGAGCUACAAGAAAUAAAUGUUCUCAAUGCUAUUUUCACAUACCUAAUAGGUUACAGUGGACCACCUGGGAAAAUGUUCUGGUUUUUGAAAAGUAUAUUUUGUAUGGAUAUUUUUAUAACGAAUAAACUUUUAUUCAGUA